AUGGAAAAUCCGGCGAGGACACGUUUGUCAAUUCAAAAACCUCAACCGUGGGAUCCAAAAUUCUAUAUUAACAAAUUCGAUCAAAGCCGAAGCCCACACACACAGAAUCACACACACUUCAAAAUUUCAAAUCAUCUCUCACACGCUUCAAUCCCGCUCUCCUUUUUCACUUCUCAUUUCUCUCUCUCUUUCUCACACACACACAUCAAAUCCAUCGAAACUCUGUACAAUUUGGCACAUCAAACGACAGACACGCUCAAGGGGAAGAUGUCGAGCCGCGAGAAAGAGAAGGGCGUCAAUGUCCAGGUUCUCCUCCGUUGCAGGCCGUUUAGCGAGGAGGAGUUGAGGAACAAUGCGCCGCAGGUGGUGACGUGCAACGAAUUCCACAGGGAGGUGUCCGUUGCGCAGAAUAUCGCCGGGAAGCACUUUGAUAGAGUUUUUACGUUUGACAAGGUGUUUGGACCGAGUGCCCAGCAGAGGGAUCUUUAUGAACAAGCAGUUAUUCCAAUAGUCAAUGAGGUUUUAGAAGGUUUCAACUGUACGAUUUUCGCAUAUGGGCAAACUGGAACUGGAAAAACAUACACCAUGGAGGGUGAAUGUAAGAGGUCGAAGAGUGGUCCAAAUGGAGAACUGCCUUCUGAAGCAGGAGUGAUACCUAGAGCAGUAAAGCAAAUUUUCGACACAUUAGAGGGUCAAAACGCUGAGUACAGUGUCAAGGUCACUUUCUUGGAGUUAUAUAAUGAAGAAAUCACAGAUUUGUUAGCUCCGGAUGAUAUAUCCAAAGUUGUCCAGGAAGAUAAACAGAAAAAACAAUUGCCGCUUAUGGAAGACGGGAAAGGGGGUGUCCUUGUCAGAGGGUUGGAAGAGGAAAUUGUUACAAGUGCCAAUGAAAUUUUCACUCUACUUGAAAGAGGUUCUGCUAAACGCCGAACUGCAGAAACUUUAUUAAACAAACAAUCAAGCCGUUCGCAUUCUCUAUUCUCCAUCACAAUACAUAUAAAGGAAGCAACACCUGAAGGUGAAGAAUUAAUAAAGUGCGGCAAGUUGAAUUUGGUUGAUUUGGCUGGUUCAGAAAACAUCUCUCGUUCUGGUGCUAGGGAGGGUAGGGCAAGAGAAGCUGGUGAAAUAAACAAAAGUUUGCUUACAUUAGGCAGAGUAAUAAAUGCACUGGUUGAGCAUCUUGGCCAUAUUCCUUAUAGGGAUAGCAAGCUCACACGUUUGCUUCGAGAUUCAUUGGGGGGGAGGACAAAGACUUGCAUUAUUGCUACAGUAUCACCAGCUGUUCACUGUCUUGAGGAGACUCUGAGCACAUUGGAUUAUGCUCACAGGGCUAAGAACAUAAGGAAUAAGCCUGAGGUGAAUCAGAAGAUGAUGAAAUCAACUCUUAUUAAGGAUCUCUAUGGUGAAAUAGAACGACUAAAAGCAGAGGUUUAUGCUGCCAGGGAGAAAGUUGGUGUUUACAUCCCUAAAGAGCGAUACCAUCAGGAGGAGAGUGAGAGAAAGGCAAUGGCUGAUCAGAUUGCACAAAUGGGAGUGACAAUUGAAAAUCAUCAGAAGCAAAUAGAGGAAUUGCAAAUAAAAUAUGAUUCUAAGGUUCAGCAAUGUCUUGAGUUGGGCAAAAAGCUUGAUUCAACCCAAAGUGAUCUGAACUUAACAAGCAAGUUGUUGGCAAACACUGAGGAUGACUUGCAGCAAUGCCAGUAUUCUCUAAGGGAACGCGACUUUAUCAUUUCUGAACAGAAAAGAUCAGAAAAUGCGCUGGCUCAUCAAGCUUGUGUAUUACGGGCUGACCUGGAAAAGUCGCAAAAAGAUAAUGCUUCUCUAUUCUUGAAAAUAGCUAGAGAAGACAAACUGAAUUCUGAUAACAGGUCGACGGUGAACAGUUUUCAAUCGGAUCUAGCCCAGCAGCUUGCUACCCUUUGUAGCUUGCUGACUGCAUCUGUCUCUCGACAAAGCGAACAUCUACAGUGUGUCGAGAAUCUCUGUAACUCUUUCCUCCAAGUACAUGAUAAGGCUUCUGUAGAGUUAACACAAAAAGUAGAUUCUUCGAGGGCAUUAUAUGUCUCCCAUUUUGAGGCACUACAAAACGUUGUCUGUAUGCACAAAGCUGGUAAUAAUGCUGCUCUGGAGGAACUGUCAGCUUUGGCGUCUUCUAAUUCACAGUGUAUUGAAGAAUUUUUAGCAGCAGAGGCUGCUGAGGCGAAAUCAGUACUUGAUGAUCUUCAGGAUACUCUAACAAGUCAACAAGGGGAAAUGGCUCUCUUAGCAAGAGAACUUCGACAGAGAUUUCAUGCUAGUGUAGAGCACCUGAUGAACACCUCAGAAUUUGUACAUGGAUUUAUUGAUAAGCUCGGGGAAGAAUCACAAAGACUUCAACAUCAUGCAACUCAAGUUGAUGAAAUUCAGACUAAAUGCAUUGCCGAAUUUCAGAAGGCUUAUGAGGAACAGUCACGGUCAGAAGCAGAGAAGCUUAUUGCUGAUAUGACAUCUCUUGUUACUAACUGCUUGCAUCGUCAAAAAGAGAUGGUGGAUGCAAGGUUGGAAGAUAUUAAGUAUAGUUCCACUGGGAAUAAGAUGUUUUUGGAUGAACAUGUUUCAACUAUUAAUGCCAUCACAACAGACUUAAAAAGAAAAUGGCAGGAUAGCUUUACGCAGGCAGAGAGUAGUUUUAAAGAUAAUGCUGAUUUCUCUGCAGCUAAGCAUUGUCGUAUGGAAAUGCUUGUACAGAAAUGGUACGAAUACACCAGCCACCAUGUUUACUCCCGUCUCAUCUCUUUUAGCCUAAUUAUAUAUUUUAUCCUCCGUCUUGUUUUCCUGCCCCACCACCUUCUCCUGUUGAUCAUCAAACUCCAUUUUUGGGCCGGGCAUCUAAACACCAUAUUAUCUGGUCUUUGUCCCUUUAUCUUCAGCGUGAAAAGUGCUGACACGGCUUUGGUCCAGUGGCAAAAAAUGCAAGAAUCGUUAAAUAGCAUGCAAAGUAAAAAUGCUUCAACCAUCAAUUCACAUGUCAGGAAUAUGUGGUACAUCAAUGAACAACACAAUGCUGAGAUCGAUUCUGCUAGAGCUAUUGUUGAGGAGGAUGUGAAAGCGAACAGUGAAGAUAUGGAUAACUGGUUUAAGAGCGUGUCAGGGCAAGAGAAGUCAUCCGUUUCCAAAAUAUUGUCGACCUCUAAAACUCAUUCUGAAACUCUUCAGAAUCUUACCACAGAUCAUUCCCAGCAAUUAGCCAGAAUUGAACAGCAUGCUGUUGAUACUUUCAGGCAAAAAUAUAUGGAUUACGAGCCUAUCGGCACAACACCCGUUAAAUGUGAGCCCGAUAUUCCCAGCAAGGCCACAAUCGAGUCACUACGUGCAAUGCCUAUGGAGGCUCUUCAAGAAGAAUUUCGAGAAAACAAUAUGUACGAGUCAUUUCAUGUGAAGGAAUCAAAACCGACCCUUAUUCCUCGUGCCCCACUUUCACAGAUCAACUAGUGGCUGCAACUUCUCCUGUUUUCUGCUUGAAAAGCGUCGUCUGAUUCUUUUUAUUUGUACUUGAUGUGUAUAUUUUUUUAAGUGAUGUGAUACUAGAAAAAUUGGUUCCAGAAGUUCAUAUGAUAUGACUUCAAGGGUUUGGAUGCAUUAUGUUGUAGGGUCAUCAAUUAAUCCCUUCUUUUGUUUUGGUUUAUUGUAACUUACAAAGCUUUCUGGUCCGAACUUUUGCUGAGCUUUAUUAUUUAAAAGAAGGGCGGGGAAUAACAAAAUCUUGAAAAUUCAGUGUUGUUGAUCUUUUC
Molecule: messenger RNA, 3770 nt
Organism: Striga asiatica
Lineage: Eukaryota; Viridiplantae; Streptophyta; Magnoliopsida; Lamiales; Orobanchaceae
Source: the annotation of a GenBank genome assembly